This is a messenger RNA of Sinocyclocheilus rhinocerous, 4532 nucleotides long. Its product is annotated as protein cordon-bleu-like. Lineage: Eukaryota; Metazoa; Chordata; Actinopteri; Cypriniformes; Cyprinidae. The record is from RefSeq and is a predicted model, not a curated record. Gene Ontology annotation, cellular component: actin filament; ruffle; axonal growth cone. Gene Ontology annotation, biological process: actin filament network formation; actin filament polymerization. Gene Ontology annotation, molecular function: actin monomer binding.
UGCUCUACACCUCUCAGCGUCUUCUAGGAUCAUAGAAGCUCCAUGUUCCAGUUGCUUGCCUUCUGUGUGGUUCCUGGACACGGACUACAGACAGAUUCUCAUGGCUGCUUUGACAGUAGAGGAGAAUGAAGGCCAAGGCCCCCCCUCCACCUCAACCUCCUCAACCUGCCCCCCGCAGGAUCUUCCAUAAUGCCGUUCCUGAUGGAGGAAGAUCUUCAGGGGGAGACAGCAAAGAAAACAUGCUUCGACCCUCUGUGGAUCUCCAUAUCAGUCUGCCUUCAGGGUACCAGACCACCGUCAAUGUGGAUGGCAGAAAAGCUCUGAUGGAUUUGUUGGUGGAUCUGUGUAGUCAAUACCAUCUGAAUCCAGCAUAUCACACUCUGGAGCUGCUGUCACCCGAUGCUCAACCCGUCAGCUUUAAGCCCAACGCCCUGCUGGGGGCCCUGGACGUCUCUUGUGCCCUGAUCAAAGAGCGAGUGCUGGAGGACAAGGUAAUCCGGAAACCUCCACCCAAGGUGCCAGAGAAAACGGUGCGUUUGGUGGUGAACUAUCACCGAAGUCAGAAGGCCGUGGUUCGAGUAAAUCCAUUGGCCCCUCUGCAUAUCCUGGUGCCCGUGAUCUGUCAGAAGUGCGAGUUUGACCCAGCCCAUGUCCUGCUGUUCAGAGACAAUAUCAGCCACCAACAGCUGGACUUGGACAAGUGCCUGAGUGAGCUGAAUAUCAGGGAACUCUAUGUCCUGGAUCAAACACUAGCUGAAUCUCUUCACUCCUACAGUCUGAGUGGAUCAGAGAAAAAAGGUCUGCUGGGCUUCCUAGAGUUUAAUCGCAGGAAAUCAAAGGGUAUGUCGGUGGUGGCAAGCGGUCCAUGUGUGGAGACCCAUCCCAGCACUCUGGGUCAGUCUCAGUCUGUGAUGAACAUCUCCAAGAUGUCCCCAAAAGUGGAAUUAAAGAAACGAAGAGCUCCAUCACCCCCAACAGCUCCCACACAGACUUUACCGCUGACAUCACAGAUAAACCUCAGCUCUCCAUCCUCACACAACCAGCUUAAGAAGCGGAAGGCUCCAGCACCUCCACCCACACCGUCACCCAAACCAGCUAUUUCCACUUCUGUGCCUACUGUAUCUGUGCGGGCCCCCUGCGUCCCGGUGCCAGCUCCCAGAGCCUCAACUCCAGCCGAUGAUUCUGAUCUGAGUCAUAGUAUUGAGGAUUCAGAACCGGCCAGAUCCAUCUGUAGUAGCUCCAGCAGUGAUGUAGCUGCAGGAUCCAGCAGCAGUAGUCUAGCUGAAGAACCUGUAACACAUCAGGUUCAUGUGAUAGCUGCAUACACCACAUAUACACCGGAACCUGAACCUGAACCUGAACAUGAACACAAGGAAGAAGCAGCUCCUCAGACUGUGCCAGAACAAGAACCAGGUCCAAGUUCAGAGGAUCAAAUGGCAGAAGACCCAGAGCUAGAGAUGGAGCUAAAAAUGGAAGAGAUGGAGAAUAAUCGUAAUAGCGGAAUAGCCUGGCUGCAUUCAGCUCCUGAGUCUGUGUCAGAGAAGAUAGCAGAGCAGGAAAUGGAAACGGUGUCUGUUGCCAGCAGUGAGAGUUUUGCAGACCAGGGCUAUGCAGCAUCAGACGGCAUGGCCGAUGAGUCCAUCCCAGUCUCUCCCUCUGAAAGGAUACAGUCUGUGUCACCCGUGGAUAUCAUGUCUUUAAACAGUGGCUCAGCUCUGCCUGCUAACCAGUCCAAAGACUCUUCCAGUGACAGCGAUGAGGGUUGUGCAACCUGGGGCGCCAGACAAAGUAGUGGAAAUAUUCAGCGAGGACAUCAGUCAAUCAAGAGACAAAAUGGAUAUGAAGAGCCAGAGAUUACUGCUCAGAUACAGCUCACCUUGGCCAAUCUAGAUGCAAAUCUGGCAGACAUUAAUUACUCAGCAGGAACAUCUGUGUUUGUGGAGGAUGAAAUACCUGUUUCCAUUGUUGACAUGGACAUUCCAGUGACAACUAUUGAUGAAGUUUUUGAGGAUGACCGGUGCAGCUCGAGUGAGUGUGAGGCAGCAUUGCUAUGCAGCUCUCAAAACAUUACCAGCCAAUUGUGUGCACCAUGUGAAGCUAUACAAAACAAAAACAACAAUGCCUGCCUGAUAGAGGAGAAACACAGAAGUCCAUCUCCAGACAUAAAGAAGCAGUCACAAGAGACUACACUCACAGUUAUUGAGAAAACCGUGAGUACACCUCGAACCAGCGAGAAGCCAACACAAGACACUAAACUUGUGGAAGAGAAACUGUACAAUAUGGAACAGAAGGCUGUCUUCAACUCCGAGACUAAGAGUAAAGCUGUAAAUGAAGAAUUAAAGAGUCAGAGAGACAUAGUAUCACAGAAGUCCCAAAGUUUUGUGUGUCCUGCUGUUCAAAGGGUUCAAAAGGUUCCUGACGAGAGACUGAAGACUGUACCUAUGGUCCAGAGGUUCAGUACAGAGACUGCUUAUGAUGAAAGGACACCUAUUAUCAGAGUCCCGACAACUCAGGGUAAGAUCACCCAGAGUUCCGUCUCUCGCUUUGGAAUGAAAACCUUCACUGUCAUCCCCCCCAAACCAGCUGUGUCUCAGACCAAGCCUACAGGCUCUCUAGUCAUAGGUGCCAUUAAGAUUGAUGAACAGGGCAACAUGGUUACACAAAAACAGAUUUCCACUGGCCCAGAGAAAAAUGGCAAUCCCAAUGUGGACGCUAAUACAGAAACAUCCCCAUUGGACAAAGCCAAAACAUUCUGGAGCACUGCAGAAAAGCAAGACCAGGGGCCCAUAGUAAACAACAGAGAUACUGAUGUGUUGAAACCCUCGAUUGUGUCUGGAGUCUCUAAACUUUCAGUGAAAACACCUCCUGAGGAAACACAUAAAGAGGGCAUUAUAUUGGAAAGGAAGCCCAUAGCUGUAGUGGCAAGUAAGCCUUCAUUCCCAGAGCCUGCAGAAAAUCCCUUUUUCACAGCUGAAAGGCGAGAUCUCUCUUUUCUUAUACCCUCCAGAAGAACCUCCAGCCAAUACGUAGCUUCUGCCAUUGCUAAAAACAAUAGCAUUCCCAACACUAAAACAGAUAUCAAGCAGGCACCAUCAGAGUCCAUUGUUGGUGUUCAAAAACCUGUCAGUCAACAGUUUAAUAGUGAGGUUAGACUUACAAACAUACACAAACCUGCUAAUGCUUUCAAACCCCCCCAAAAUUCAAUGCCUUCUUUUGGACACCCUAAACACCUGAAAAGGUACAUCAGUCAUGUUGCCAAAAAGCCGGCAAGUUCUGAGAGAAUAAGCAGCGUUGAAAAAGGCACUCUGCUUGGGGAAGACAGAACCAAAUCUCUUGAAUCACAUCCCUUAAAUAACAAAAUCCAGCCUUCUACACAUAUGUCUGUUCACAUUAAACACAUGGAGUCUUCCUCUGAAGAAGCCACACCAAUCAAUAAGUUCCCAGACACCUCCUCUGUAAGAGAGACGCCAACAGACACCACACGUCCACCACUUACAAAGAAGCCAGAGUUACACAAAUCUGAGAUUCCAUCUGAACCAAACCAGGCUAACUUGUUUGGACCAGUUAAGAAGUUCAAGCCUGUUACUUUUAAGCCUGUACAGAAGAAAACUUCUAUUCAUAGCUCGCUUAUGGAGGCCAUACAGUCUGGAGAGGGCAUUGAACAGCUCAGAAAGGUGUCUGGCUUGUCUACCAACUGCACAGUUAGGAAGCCAACUUACAAUGAUGCAGAUAACGAGCAUUCAGCACUUCUUUCCUCAAUAAGAGCUCCAAACAACUCUGCCAGACUGAAGAAGACCAAAUCAGGAGCAGCUAAGGAGUUGGAGCUGAUCAGGAAACUUGAGGAGGACAGAAAUGUCCAGAGAGAUGAUAUCUCACCUCCUCCCACUUCUUCUCCUGCCUUUGUGCCAUCCCCACCUCCAUCCUUUAGUCCUCCCCCACCUCCACCUUCAGCUCCAGUCAAGACCCCUCUAGUGCUGCCUGCUGGAGGAAACCCAGAGUCGGCCCGAGAGGCUCUUCUGGAGGCCAUUCGCUCAGGCUCUGGGGCUCAACAUCUGAGGAAGGUCCCUGUCACACAGACAAGACGGCAAGUGAAUGGGAGACUUGGCACCAUCCAGACAACAUCACCGCUUUCUUAUGGACACUAGAAACCUUCACUGGAUCACCGUUUGGGUUUACCCAUUGCCAAACCUGGUGUUUAAGCAUAAAUUCUUUAUUUAUAGUGAUAUGCUGAUUCACAUCCAUGCCAAUACUAAUUUGUCUAGUUUCAGGCAGUUUAUGUCUUGCUACUGAAAUUCUAAUGAUGACAGUGUAGUUCUUUGUUAAUGCUGCUUUGAGUUAGAUUUUUUUUUCUCUCUCAUAUGUCUGCCUGACUUCUAUAUCUCUAUCAGUAUUAUACCUGAAUAUAUUAUGCAGGUAUUUGCUGUUGCAUCACAGUAUAAGGUGGUGGGCUGCAAUUGAAUCCACCUGCCAACCACAACAGUCUGUGGCUUUUUGAUAUUUAUUUUUUAAAGGAACACUAAGUGGUAAAAUGG